Messenger RNA from Physella acuta, 923 nucleotides. RefSeq names its product F-box only protein 39-like. Lineage: Eukaryota; Metazoa; Mollusca; Gastropoda; Physidae. Gene Ontology annotation, molecular function: protein binding. The record is from RefSeq and is a predicted model, not a curated record. Gene Ontology annotation, biological process: positive regulation of protein ubiquitination.
AGAUUUUUAUUUACAGCUUUGCAGGACAUGUAAAACAAAAACACAAUGCUAUAACUAAAGCCAAGAUGAACAAGCGCAAAUGUUUCCCCCAGACAUGUGAAUUGUCAGUAAAAAGACGACGUGUACAGGAAUGUCCACCGAGUUCACAGACUCCCGACCAGGGUGCGUGGGAUGAAAUCCCAUACGUGGUGUUGCUGCACAUCUUCAAGCACUUGGAUUCUAAAUCUAGAUGCGCUGCGUCGACGGUAUGCAAGCGAUGGAACUUCGCGUUUAAAAAUGCAUCGUUGUGGCGUUCUGUUGCGCUUACGAUUGGUGGAUUAAACGCUAAGCACACAGCAUUCAAAUGUAUACGAUUUUUGAAACUGUUCGGCCCCCACCUGCGAGAGCUGAGGAUCAGCUGUCAGGUCCUGUCCUACAGCAACAGCCUGCUCAUCACCGACACCCUGCACGCCAUGUUCCUGCUGCUGCCAGAGUCCGGUCUGCGCGUGCUGGUGCUGGACAACCUGGAGGCGGACAACCACGAGUGCUGGAGGUACCCGAGACUCGCGGCCAGCCUCGUCACGAGCCUGGUCAACUUUGUGGAUUCGCAGAGGAGCUUGGAGCAAUUCUCCAUGAAGUCAGCCAAAUUUGAAGAGCAGAACGGCAUCAGGUUAUUGCAGGCCUUAGGACAACCUUCAGCCUCAAACUUGUCCUCACUAGACCUGGAAGCUUUCUUCAGUGAACAUGUUUCCGUCGCAAACUGCGCGGCGUUUAAAACAGCGUUAACGACAUUCUCGCACGUUGAGACGUUGGCACUAAACUACUGGUACCUGAGUGACGAACUCAUGAAACAGAUGGCGUUAGCUUUUCGUCGGCUCAAGCGUUUGAAAGUUACCUGCCUCUGGGACAGUGACAACGACGGUAUGUUGCUUCGACAUUCUUGA